Molecule: messenger RNA, 657 nt
Organism: Symbiodinium natans
Lineage: Eukaryota; Dinophyceae; Suessiales; Symbiodiniaceae
Source: the annotation of a GenBank genome assembly
AUGCAGUCUGCGGUCCACUCCGUCACAACUUUGUUUGUGGACACGCCCGUGUGUGGUCUUCUAAAGAUCGUGUGGUGCGUCAUGCUCGUGUUGUGUCUAGACUGCCUCAGGAACGUGUUCAAAUCCGCAGGAGCUUCAUCUGAUGCCAGCAUGGCCAAUGCUCAAAUGUUUGAGGCUUUCGCUGCCAAGGAAGGGGCGCUGGUCCUUGCGCUGAACUUGGCGACGAUGAUGGCCAUCCAAGCAUUGCACAUCACGACUGGGUCUGCGACCUAUCGCUGCCUUGCUGACGUCGUCUGCGAAGGGCAGCAACUUUACAUUUCAUUACCUUUCAUUGCAUUUCAUUGCAUUUCAUUGCAUUGCAUUUCAUUGCAUUUCGUUGCAUUUCAUUGCAUUUCAUUGCAUUGCAUUUCAUUGCAUUUCAUUGCAUUUCAUUGCAUUGCAUUACAUUACAUUACGUUACAUUUCAUUGCAUUUCAUUGCAUUUCAUUGCAUUUCAUUGCAUUUCAUUACAUUUCAGUGCAUUUCAUAACAUUUCAUUGCAUUCACGACAUCGGCAGUUGGGGUCUGUCAAGUUGGUGUUUGGGAUGCGCUGUUUGUUGUAGGCUGUGCUGCCAACGAAGCCCCGAGGCGCUGCGCCAAAUUGGAGCUGGAUCGUGA